Messenger RNA from Oncorhynchus keta (chum salmon), 1436 nucleotides. RefSeq lists its product as uncharacterized. The coding region runs from base 671 to 1420 and encodes 249 amino acids. The transcript is spliced from 2 exons. The record is from RefSeq and is a predicted model, not a curated record. NCBI's taxonomy places the organism in Eukaryota, Metazoa, Chordata, Actinopteri, Salmoniformes, Salmonidae.
UCUUUCUCCCCUCUCUCUCCAGAUGAAAUCUCGCGUCUUGUGACGGCCGGCCGCCCAACAACCUGCCCGCUUGACCCUAUCCCCUCCUCUCUUCUCCAGACCAUUUCCGGAGACCUUCUCCCUUACCUCACCUCGCUCAUCAACUCAUCCCUGACCGCUGGCUACGUCCCUUCCGUCUUCAAGAGAGCGAGAGUUGCACCCCUUCUGAAAAAACCUACACUUGAUCCCUCCGAUGUCAACAACUACAGACCAGUAUCCCUUCUUUCUUUUCUCUACAAAACUCUUGAACGUGCCGUCCUUGGCCAGCUCUCCCGCUAUCUCUCUCAGAAUGACCUUCUUGAUCCAAAUCAGUCAGGUUUCAAGACUAGUCAUUCAACUGAGACUGCUCUUCUCUGUAUCACGGAGGCGCUCCGCACUGUUAAAGCUAACUCUCUCUCCUCUGCUCUCAUCCUUCUAGACCUAUCGGCUGCCUUCGAUACUGUGAACCAUCAGAUCCUCCUCUCCACCCUCUCCGAGUUGGGCAUCUCCGGCGCGGCCCACGCUUGGAUUGUGUCCUACCUGACAGGUCGCUCCUACCAGGUGGCGUGGCGAGAAUCUGUCUCCUCACCACGCGCUCUCACCACUGGUGGCGAAUCGCAUCUCUGCAUGUCUGGCAGACAUAUCAGUGUGGAUGACGGAUCACCACCUCAAGCUGAACCUCAGCAAGACGGAGCUCCUCUUCCUCCCGGGGAAGGACUGCCCGUUCCAUGAUCUCGCCAUCACGGUUGACAACUCCAUUGUGUCCUCCUCCCAGAGCGCUAAGAACCUUGGCGUGAUCCUGGACAACACCCUGACGUUCUCAACUAACAUCAAGGCGGUGUCCCGUUCCUGUAGGUUCAUGCUCUACAACAUCCGCAGAGUACGACCCUGCCUCACACAGGAAGCGGCGCAGGUCCUAAUCCAGGCACUUGUCAUCUCCCGUCUUGAUUACUGCAACUCGCUGUUGGCUGGGCUCCCUGCCUGUGCCAUUAAACCCCUACAACUCAUCCAGAACGCCGCAGCCCGUCUGGUGUUCAACCUUCCCAAGUUCUCUCACGUCACCCCGCUCCUCCGCUCUCUCCACUGGCUUCCAGUUGAAGCUCGCAUCCGCUACAAGACCAUGGUGCUCGCCUACGGAGCUGUGAGGGGAACGGCACCUCAGUACCUCCAGGCUCUGAUCAGGCCCUACACCCAAACAAGGGCACUGCGUUCAUCCACCUCUGGCCUGCUCGCCUCCCUACCACUGAGGAAGUACAGUUCCCGCUCAGCCCAGUCAAAACUGUUCACUGCUCUGGCCCCCCAAUGGUGGAACAAACUCCCUCACGACGCCAGGACAGCGGAGUCAAUCACCACCUUCCGGAGACACCUGAAACCCCACCUCUUCAAGGAAUACCUAGGAUAGGGUAAGUAAGGGUAAG